This is a messenger RNA of Mytilus californianus (California mussel), 1311 nucleotides long. RefSeq lists its product as uncharacterized. Lineage: Eukaryota; Metazoa; Mollusca; Bivalvia; Mytilida; Mytilidae. The transcript is spliced from 4 exons. The record is from RefSeq and is a predicted model, not a curated record. The coding region runs from base 345 to 1175 and encodes 276 amino acids.
UCUUCUACUGUGUGACGUUUAGCCUGUGAGACGAGGAACGUAAUGAUUUCGAUUUAACACAAAGCGUGGAACGUCACAUACGCUAUCAUUAUGACCUGAGAUUAUGUUCACCUCGAAUGGAAGAAAUAUAAGUGCAGAUCACUAAAGAAGUUCAAUCAAUUAUUUACACAAAUAUACGUCCGUUUCGAAGAGAUUAAAGUAUGAAUUAUCUGAAAGUAAACUAAUUAGUCUUCAAUGAUUAUCUUGAAUAUCCGUUUCUUUUACUAUAAAUACGGAAGCACAUGGAACAUUUUAUACAAACAUAAUACCGUUGCAAUAUCGACCAUUUAACACAAGACAUUAAUAUGUUGCUGCAAAUAACAGUACUGAGCACAUUAAUUGCAUCUGUUUUGGGACACGGAAGACUCGUUUCUCCUCCCGGAAGAUCUACAAUGUGGCGUUAUGGAUACAGUACACCUAAAAAUUACAACGAUAACCAACUAUAUUGUGGUGGCUUCAAUAAGCAAUGGGCAGUGAAUGGUGGAAAAUGUGGAGUAUGUGGAGACCCUUGGAAUGAAGCUCGUGAUAACGAGGCUGGAGGGAAAUAUGCAAACGGUAUUGUUACGGGACACUAUAAAACAGGACAGACAAUUGCGGUUAAGGUCCAAGUCACUGCUACUCAUCUUGGAUACUUUGAGUUCCGUCUCUGUCCAGUAAAUAAUCCACAUCAACCAGCUACACAAGCAUGUCUGGAUAGAUAUCUAUUGCAACAACCUAGUGGUCAGACUAAGUUUUAUGAACCAGGUGCAAUUGGUACAUAUACAGUUCAUUUGGUUCUCCCUCGGGAGUUGUCAUGCAAGCAGUGUGUUUUACAAUGGAAAUGGAAUACGGGGAACUCAUAUAACUGUGAUAACAACCAUAAAUGUUGUAUUGGUUGCGGACCACAAGAACAGUUUUAUGGAUGUGCAGAUAUAGCUAUUUCAUCGUCUGGCACCAGUCAGUUUUCCAAUAUUGGUGUUCAACAAGGACGCCCAUUUAGCUUUUUACAAAUUUUAGGACAAAAUAUUGGUACAUGCAAGGCAACUCCGCUGUUCAAAAGUCGUUAUCCGUAUGCCGACCAAUAUUGUGUUUCCAAAUGCAACCAGAAUAAAUGUCCACCAAAUACAUACUGCACUGAUGCUUGUAGAAUCCACUAAAUUUGUUAGACAAAACUUUUUAUACUCUGAGCUUUACUGUUGUAUUUAAUAAUUUGUUUUUGUUUUAAAAUUUUUUUCUUAUCUACAUAUUUUUACUGUUUUGCAUAAUUCAUUUGUUCAUUUUUAUAAUAAACAA